This is a messenger RNA of Phytophthora infestans T30-4, 1123 nucleotides long. Its product is annotated as phosphatidic acid phosphatase. Lineage: Eukaryota; Oomycota; Peronosporomycetes; Peronosporales; Peronosporaceae. The record is from RefSeq and is a predicted model, not a curated record. Gene Ontology annotation, molecular function: phosphatidate phosphatase activity. The coding region runs from base 1 to 1053 and encodes 350 amino acids. Gene Ontology annotation, biological process: phospholipid metabolic process. The transcript is spliced from 4 exons.
AUGGAAUCCAUCACGUCCGCGGCUGAUCUGCCAGCGCUGGCGGGGUCUGACUCCCGCAAUGGCAAAUGGGAGCGCCUCACGCGUGACUACAGAGCAGCCGAGUUUGCCAUAUCGGUGUUUAUGUAUGGCUUUGCGCUCUUCUUCGCCAAGAUUCAGGUCGCACAGCGUGAGAUCCCGAACAUCGAGGUGCAGCUGAACGCAACAACUUCAGUGUGGGCGAGGGACCCGACGAUAAAUAACAAGGAGAAGGCGCAACAAGUUCCGAUGGUCGCUCUGAUCGGUGUUGGCGUCGGAGCUCCGAUCAUUAUCAAUUUGUUUAUUAAUUACGCGCUGCCCAAGUUUCACCGCGUGCGCAUCAUCCCGCACGAUGUCCGUGAUUUCUUCCUGACGAUUGUGCAGUCCACAAGCAUGGCGACAUUGCUGACACAGUUCACCAAGAACAUGACUGGACGCUUCCGCCCGUGCUUCUAUGACAUGUGCAAGUGGAACUACGAUGUCGUAUGGGACGGAGUGACCAACCUCUGCCAAAGCGCGUCGGGUGAGAAGGAAGGUCGCAAGAGUUUCCCAUCCGGACACGCCUCUUUUGCAUUUGCGACGAUGCUUGUUCUCACGCUCUACUUGCUGGGUCGAUCUUCAUUGAACUGUGAAAACCGAAGUGAGACGAUGAUGCGGGGUGGACGGAAGACGCUUAAGUUGUUCCUCUGUUUUAUCCCUACAUUUCUGGCGGCCUGGGUGGCAGUAACUCGAACGAUCGACAACUGGCACCAUUACGCUGACAUCCUAGCAGGUAGCAUAAUCGGUGCCGUCUCCGCUUGCUUGUCGUAUAGCUACAACUACGCUUCCAUCUUCCACAGUGAGCAUGCUGGCGUUCCUCUGCAACGAUGUCAUGCAGUGACCUGCAAGGGCAAGCUGAGCUCGAAUGGUAGCGGCAUCACAUACGCGAGUAGUGGGUCACUCAGCACUGACCAGGAAAGCGAGUUAGGCAAGAUGGCAAACGCGCGCAACGACUAUGUUGUGAAUGUCCACAACCGAGUCAACAAUAAUGGUAACUAGGCGCCUGCCUGUAUUUUGCGUAUGCCCUGGGUAGAUAGUAAUCGAAAACAACCAUUUUCUAACCAAAAUA